Molecule: messenger RNA, 4572 nt
Organism: Lineus longissimus
Lineage: Eukaryota; Metazoa; Nemertea; Pilidiophora; Heteronemertea; Lineidae
Exons: 8
Coding region: 180-2735 (851 amino acids)
Cellular component (GO): cytoplasm; plasma membrane
Molecular function (GO): protein binding
Source: RefSeq, a predicted model, not a curated record
CGUAUUUUCACUUCCUGGUUUUGACACAAUCAAGAAAUUGGUUGUCAAAAAUUAACAAAAUGCAAGCUCAAUGGAAAAGUUUCAUGUUUAUAAGUAUUAAAUAAGCGCUUCUACCUUCAAAUGAAAUGAUAACCUCAUAAUUACUUUAAAUACUAUACAAGUACAAGUUCUGCUACAAGAUGGAUUUCUCCAGUAUUGACUGUGCUGAGAAAGUUGUCCUUCAGCAAGGAUAUCUCAAAAAGGUGCCCAACAAAAACAAGUUUGGUGUGUCAUUCAAGAAGUGGGAGAGGAGAUGGUUUGUUUUCUGUUCAGUGAAUGGCUCACCAUGUCUUGAGUAUCAUGAAAGUGAAGACUCCUACUUAAAGAGGGAGCCACCUAUCAAUAUCAUCUGGUUAGCAACCACCCAGUAUGUGAUCCAGGCAAUGGCAGAUGAGAAACAUGAGAACAUGUUUACUAUCGGGAUGACUGAUCGUCUCCUGAAUCUCAUUGCCCCAACAAGAGACGUAAUGGAAUCAUGGCUCAGUACAUUGGAAAUACAUUUAGAAAGACUUGGUAUAAUUGAAACUGCUGAAGAUCGGUAUUCUGCCUUUCCUGGGGCGCCAGCUCGAGCAACUGUAGAUGACACUCCUGCUGAUUUUCGGAAAGCAUCUGACUCGCAGAAACUUACAUCCUUCCAUAAACCCACAGAAGACGUGAUUGAUCUAAAAAAGACAUCAGUCAAUCAGCCUACGCAUGUUGCUUUACCAGACGAGACUGGAAGUUCAGGUGAUGGAGCAUCUGGGGGAGAGAUUAGACAAGAAUUUGAAGACCUUGUUGAGGCUAAGGCCAAAGCCAAAAGAGAUUUUGAAGUCAUUGAGUCUCAGAGGAGAGCUUUGGAAGGAGGAUUUGGUGACACUGCUGAAGCUAAAGCCAAAGCUAAACAGGAAUUUGAAGCUGAAGAAAAAAGGACCUUGGAUGAAUUUGCCGACAUUGCUGAAGCCAGAGCUGCUGAGGCAAAGAGGGGAUUGUCGGAUGGAUUUGAGGAUGUGACUGCUGUCAAGGCUGUAGCACAAGCAAGGACUGUCUCUGAAUGUAGCUCAGGAAGUGAUCAAGUGUUUGAAGAUAUUGAUGCUGCGAAAAGACAAGCACAGGCUCGAAUGGCUUCUCUAGGGUCAGAUCAAAGUGAUAGUUUUCCGCCUCUGCCACCACCCAGAACAUUAUCUGUACCCAUUCCUGCCCCAAGAUCAUCACUUCAGAACUCCACAGUUGCACGUCCGCUGGGAUCCAGAAAGGAAUCCAUUGAUGAAAUUGAUCUGAUCAAAGCUCAGAACAAGAGGAACGAGGCCCAGCAGCAUGUGCAGAUGGGUGGCUCUCCCAUGCGAGAUCCACGAUCCCCACUUCCACCACUCCCACCACUCCCACCACUUCCUGAUGAGGAUUUAAAAAAGACAAAAUCUGCUUUAGAGCCACCAGAGAAACCUGGUGCGGCGAACUGUGAGAAGUCACCAAGGAGCAGACGGCACUUGGAACAACAAUUGGCUGGUACUUAUGGUCGAGCUGAGGAGAAUUUGUACGAGCCUCCAAGGCCUGGAGGAUUACCGCCCGACUUCCCCAGCAAACCUCCUCCACCCCCACCUACUCAUCCUGGUAUGCGACGCCAUUCGUCAGGGCAAGGUCCUAGAGACAUGUAUGGUGCUCUAUGGAAUGAUGAUUUACCACUUAUGCUGCCAGAUAAGAAACGAUCAACGCCAUUGAAGAGGCAGGAUUCUCGUGGUCUGAGGAUUACAAGUGAUGAAGAAACGGCCUUGAUUCGUCGAGGUGCAAGCAGUACAUCAGAACCACCGCCUUUACCCAAGGGUCGACCCAGUGGUCCACCACCUUUGAGGUCCAAUUCCCUUACUAUUUCCCCGCUUCAAGCUGCUGGUACUUUUGAUCCAGAUGCUAUUAAAAAUCUAAUGGAGUCAACCAGCGAGUACAAUAGGUCCCUCAUGGAGCAAGCACGUGAGAAGGGUUUAAACCCUGCACAGCCUCAGUCAAAUCCUGCAUCGGGUAGUAUGCUGCGACAGCAUUCAGUGAAGGGGAUUAUGAUGUCACCAGCCACAGCAAUCGGUCUGAAGGAACGUGAAGUUGAUCAACUCCGUCAGGAGAUUAAUCAUCCAGGGGGCGUAAAAACGCACUUACGCAGGAAAGAUUGUUAUCAGACCUUGGCUCUCAUAGAUUUCUUGGAUGCCGUUUGGGUUGUAGGCUGGAACCAAAAAGCCAGUCCAUUCCUUCACAAUGCAUUCCACAUCGGAGAUCGUAUUGUUUCAAUCAAUGGGUUCGACGUGGUUGAUGCUGAAUAUGCCCAGAGACUAAUACGACACAGUUCGGAUGAUGAACGGGUGGAAUUCGUUGUGCGUAGGACGCCAUAUGCCAGUGUUUAUGCCAUAAAGAGGUCAGCUGAGGGUGAGAGCCUGGGGUUCAAACGGGAAGGUGGAACUGCUGUGAUUUAUCAAGUGAACAACGAUGGUCUUGCAGCACGUCAUGGUCUUCCGAUGCAGGCAUGUAGUUUGGAUGGCAGAUCACCAUGUCAUUGGGUGCUAACAGAGGUCAACAAUCGACCUCUCAACUUAUUCUUCAAGGAUAAGGAGAUUGAGCACCGCCUGAAUGCAGUUGGUAAGGAUAUCUCAAUCAUGGUGCAGCCCUAUGACUUCAUACACACUAUCAAGAAGCUCCUGAAGAAAGUGAAAGGAUACAAGGACUUCAUUGUGCAAUAGGAAAAGGAGAUUAUUGAUUUGUAUUGUGGAACAACAUUAAACCUUGAACAAGGCCUUGUGUCACCUGCGACUCAGGUUGUUUGGACAAAUGAUUAUGUGGCAACAUGUAUUUAAUUGUCAUAGGAGAAUCUCUGGAUGCAGCUCUGGACAGAAAGAUUGAAAAUGCCUCGCAAAUCCUGCAGUCAUUAUCUCAUGCAGCAAAAAUGACUUGUUUACUAUGGUUAUCGCAACAAGAAUUAGUGAUCCCUGCCAACUGUGAUAAAUAUGAAACACAGUGAUUACCGGUUUUCUCUGCAGGCAAGAGAUGUUUUUGUUUCACGUAUCGUCGAUUAUAAUUGCAGGCAGCAGCGUAUAUUGAGGACUGCCAAUCUCCUUAGGUUACUUUUCUAGCAUUAUAAUGGGUUUAUAUCCGUUUAUUUCAUCCAUUUAUUGCUUUGUUUCAGAAAAGAUUUGGAAAUAGGUCUGGAGAGAAAAUCAAUGCCAUAUUUGAUAUGUAUUUAUUGUCAAAAUUAUGAAUGACUGAAAGGGGAAUGAAGUAAUAGGGUGAUAUGGGUGGUAUUCAGGCCAGCAAAGUUAAAACUUGGUGCAGAAAAUUGGUGCUUGUUUUAGGAUAUUAUUUUCCUCUGUUAAGAGAUUUUUAAAGCUUUUCUCUUGCCGUGGGCGGUAUCUCAUAAUCAAAGCCACAACCUUGAGAAGAGGGAGGGUUUUAUGAUCAAGUUUGUUAAAGUUUUUUGAAAGUGUAAUAUUUUGUUGCCCGUUACUGUUGUAUUAUAAUGUAUAUUUUAACAACAACAAGUGUUGAAUAGUGUGAAUUGAAUAUGAAACACAAAAGUAACAUAUGUAAGCGUGUCUCUGGCGGCCAGUUCAGGAGACAAGGCUCUUGUAACUAACACAUGUCAUCGGAAGAAAUUAUCAUCUAUUUCUCCUCUUAAUACAUUGUACACGUAUUUAAAUUACUACUUGUUAAUAAUCCAGAAAUGUAAUUAAAACUGUGUGUUUGAUGUUUGGGACCUUUCAUAUUUUCUGAUUCAAAAGAAAAUUGCUCAAUUAGAUUUGGUUGUCGGACCACAAAUCUUUGAAUAUUGAUUUGACAAGUGUUUCUUUGCGAGUCUGUUGAUUCUAUGUAAAGUCAUUCCUGAAAUCUGAACCUCCCCCCCCCACGUUCGCACACUCGUGUGUUUUACACUUUCAGGCACUUGUCUCAAAAAACCGUUGUGAAGUAUUUGAGAUGUUUUGUAACUGCUGUGGCCAGUAAAUAAUUUGUUAUCUCAAAUAUCACUGCUGUUUUACUGCCACUGUUCCUCAGAUACACCACAAUGACAAUCAAUACUUUAAUUGUGACAUUUAUAUACACAGGUUGCCUUCAAGUUUUGCUAUAUGUUUAAUACAAUCAUUGUGAACUACAUGUUGAUUAGAUGUUUUAAACAUUCUUAGCUGGCUCACAUUUACUUCUUGAUGUGAUGUAGAUAUGGAAGUGUGAUAAUUGUCAUUGCAUGGAGGAAGAAUUUCAUCUCUGUUAUACAUGUAUCCAAGUGAUCAACUACUUCAUUACUGUUCCAUCUCGGUUGACACUCACUCUACACUAACUUGUACCUUCACUAGUGAAAUAGUAGUAGAAGAGAAUAUGAGGUUGAAUGCUAUAGGCUGUCCUGGCCUUGAAGAGUAUUCAUAACAAACAUUAUAAAGGCCUCAUUCCAUCCUCAUCAGUCCUACAUGUGUCUCUCCCACUAGGACUUGUGGUUGUAUGUACUUUAUACUUUAACUUGAUAAACUUGAUGCGAUUCCCUUUGCUUCCAACAUUCUUAGGCUGAAUUUACAUAAAAUUUGUACCUCAUAA